This is a messenger RNA of Trichomycterus rosablanca, 2697 nucleotides long. It is a transcript of the gene lnx2a, whose product is annotated as ligand of numb-protein X 2a. The transcript has 11 exons. Gene Ontology annotation, molecular function: ubiquitin-protein transferase activity; protein binding; metal ion binding. NCBI's taxonomy places the organism in Eukaryota, Metazoa, Chordata, Actinopteri, Siluriformes, Trichomycteridae. The record is from RefSeq and is a predicted model, not a curated record. The coding region runs from base 146 to 2374 and encodes 742 amino acids.
GCGAGUGAACAGGCGGCGGAUGUGAUCAAAAUAUCUGAUAUAGUCCCCCUUUGGGACUGGAAUUAUUUGUCUGGGGGAAGAAGACGAACAGAGGCCCAUGGAGCGGACAGUUUUCUAAAAAGUAGUCAGCUGCGUUGUUGGCGUGAUGGGCAGCCUGGGCGAAGGCGUAGAUGCCGGUAUGGUGAGCGAGGCUCUGCUGGAGGCUCUGUGUACAGAGUGUGGGCAGAUCCACCGUGCCUGGGAGAAUCACCUCUACAACUACAGGCUGGAGGUGGAUGACGACCUGGUGUGUCAUAUCUGCCUGCAGCCUCUGGUGCAGCCGCUGGACACGCCGUGCGGCCACACGUUCUGCGCCCGCUGCCUGCGCAGCUUCCUGCAGGAACGUGACUUCUGCCCGUUGGACAGAGCCAGGCUGCAGCUGCAGGGCUGUCGGCGAUCCAGCAUCCUGGUGCACAAGCUGCUGGAUAAACUGUCAGUCACUUGCCCGCUUACACCCAUCUGCUCGCUCAGCAUGCCACGAUGUGACCUGGAGGCGCAUCUCAAACACAGGUGUCCUGGCACACAACACAAGAGGGCGGUCAUUGAGAGCUCGCCGGUGGAAAGCGGCGAGGAAAAGACCAUGAUAACCGAGACCACCAAAUCUCCACAGACUGAGCUUCGGGAGAGCACAUCCCCGCUCCCCGCGCCCUCUAACGCCUGCAGCAGCGUGCCCAUGUGGACAGAAGAGCGAGGGGUGGAUAACCCAGCGUUCGAGGAGAGCACCGAAGAGGACCGCGUCCACGGUUUGGAGCGUAUCACUCCGCGGGUGAAGCGUCCCCUCAGCAACCCCUGCAUCCAUCUCCUCCGAACCGGAAGCUCUGCCUCAUCAGGGUGGGACUUUGUCGAGACUCUGCCCCUAUCAGCAGAGGAGGGUUGUGUGAAGCUGCCAUCGUUGCCUGAAGGUGAAAUCACCACUAUUGAUAUUCAUCGGUCGAACCCGUAUGUGGAACUGGGUAUAAGCAUAGUCGGGGGUAACGAGACUCCUUUGAUAAACAUCGUAAUCCAGGAGGUUUACCGGGAUGGCGUUAUUGCUCGGGACGGGAGGCUUCUGGCUGGGGACCAAAUACUACAGGUGAACAACGUGGACAUCAGCAACACGCCCCAUAACUUCACUCGUUCCACGCUGGCUCGCCCGUGUGCCACCCUGCAGCUGACCGUGCUCAGAGAGCGCCGGUGCAGCGCCCGGCCACCCCCUGUGUCCGCCGUGCCCUCCACCGGUGGAACCGAGGGCAGUCCGGCCAGCAUGCGCAUCACCCUGCACAAGCGUGACUCUACGGAGCAGCUGGGCAUCAAACUGGUGAGGCGGACCGACGAACCGGGCGUUUUCGUGCUGGACCUGCUGGACGGGGGUUUGGCCGCUAAAGACGGAAGGCUGCACAGCAACGACAGGGUUCUGGCGGUAAACGAACAUGACCUGAGACACGGAACACCCGAGCAAGCUGCACAGAUCAUACAGGCCAGCGGAGAGAGAGUCAAUCUGUUGAUCAGCCGACCUGGCAAGCAGACCAUGGCCGUCCACACCGGCUCGAGCUCUGCCCGCGACAGCUGGUGCCACGAACACUUCCUGCCUCCACCACGUACGGUCAUCCCCAGCAGCGCACCCAACCUGCAGCUCUCCAGAUCUUCCACCGUCAGGGACCUUUCUCAAUGUGUCACCUGUAAGGAAAAACACAUCACUGUGAAGAAGGAGCUGCACGAGUCGUUGGGCAUGACCGUGGCCGGGGGUCGGGGCAGCAAGAGCGGGGAGCUGCCCAUUUUUGUCACUAGCGUUCAACCGCAUGGCUGCCUGUCGAGGGACGGACGAAUCAAACGAGGAGACGUCCUGCUGAGCAUUAACAGUCAGGACUUGACGUCCCUAAGCCACAGCGAAGCGGUGGGCACGCUAAAGUCCAGCGCCGCGUCCUGCUCCGUGCAGCUCCGGACGCUGGAGGUGAGCACCGUGGUCGAGCCGGGCCAAGACGAGGGACUCCUGCCUCACCACGAGAGCGACUACGACGCGGGCUGGUCGCCCUCGUGGAUCAUGUGGCUCGGCCUGCCCAGCUACCUGCACAGCAGCCAUGAGAUUGUCCUGCGGCGGAGUCACCCUGGUAGCUGGGGUUUCAGCAUUGUCGGAGGUUACGAGGACAACCACAGCAACCAGGCCUUCUUCAUCAAGACCAUCGUGUUAGGAACGCCUGCCUACUACGACGGGCGUCUGAAGUGUGGCGACAUGAUCGUGGCGGUGAACGGUUUGCCCACGGCGGGCAUGAGCCACUCGGCCCUGGUGCCGAUGCUUAAGGAGAAAUGUAGCCGCGUGGCACUCACCGUCGUCUCCUGGCCCGGCAGCCUGGCGUAGCCGCUCGGCUCUCGGCCACCCCCCGCGUCUGAGCGUUUUAUCAUUACGCCACCCCCCUCCGCUCUGCCACGGACGCUGUAGUGUCGGUAUGAGUUUCAGAACUUGAAAUGCUUCACUUAAUGCUGAAUUGUAAACCAGGCCUUAGAAAAACCUGCCACACCCAGGAGGGAGGCCCCACCCCUCUGGAGGGCAGCCUUAAGGCCUCCUCAUGACUCUGCCCUGCCAGUGGUUUUAUAUGUAGGUGUCGUCUGUGUUCUAUGAGUGAGUGAAUGAGUGUAAGAGAGAGUGUAUGUGUACAGUGUUUAAUAAAUAAUUUUCCCUAA